AGGAGGAGGAGUGGACUAGUCUGGAUGCUUGGCUUGCGCUGUGCUGCCGCUUUUCCCUCUUCGAACGCACCACAAGUUUUCCCCAGCAAGUUUCGCCGAAAGGACUUAGAAUAAACUGAAGCGGGGAUGGAGGUAUCGAACGCUUGGCUGGGCUGUGUGCUGUUGAGCCUUUUGGGAGGUUCGGCUGCCGGACUGGAGAUAACUUCCACAGGACCGACGUCCAUCGAGAAAGCCAGUGGCCAAAGCGUCAAACUGGACUGCAUGUUCACUUUAGACCCUGCCGACUCAGGGCCUCUGGAUAUCGAAUGGAGCUUGCUGUCCUCAGACAACCAGAAAGAAGACAAAGUGGUAAUCCUGUACUCCGGCGACAGGGCCUACGAGGACUACUAUGCCCCCAUGAAGGGUCGAGUCCACUUCAACUCUGCCGACCCCAAGAAUGGCGACGCCUCCAUCAACCUGACGGGCCUGAAAUCGUCGGACUCGGGCACCUACCAGUGUAAAGUGAAGAAGGCCCCCGGCAUUCGCAGCAGGAAGAUGCUGCUGAUCGUCAUGGUGAAGCCAUCCAAGCCCAGGUGCUAUGCAGAAGGACCCACACAGGACGGCAAAGACAUCCUUUUAAGGUGCGCGUCCAACGAGGGCACCAAACCCAUGCAAUACAGCUGGGAGAAGACCAGUGACAACAAGGUGCUGCCUGCUUCCGCUCUGAUGGACCCCAUGGGAGGCACCAUGAAUGUGAGGAACGCAUCUGGUAAAGCAUCUGGCACAUACCGCUGCACUGCCAGCAACCGGGUUGGCACUGAGGAGUGUAUCCUGUAUCUCAAUGUGACACCUCCUCCCAAUACUGCUGGCAUCAUCGCAGGAGCCAUAAUUGCUGUGCUGCUGAUGCUCAUCGUUAUUGCCAUCAUCAUCUUCUGCUGUUGCCGCGCCCGACACAGGAAGAAGUAUGAGAAAGAAAUCUGCAACGAGAUAAGGGAGGACGUGCCCCCGCCCAAGAGUCGCGUUUCGACGGCACGCAGCUUCACCGUGGGUAGCCAGCGCUCUUCCCUGGGCUCCAUGUCACCUUCCAACCUGCACGAGUACGCCCUGAAGCCCCAGUAUGACAAGAUCCCCUCGUCGGAAGAGGACAGACCUCCGAGCCACACCCCUAGGCCCCCGCCCACCGCUCCCAGGAUGGCGGGGCCCAACCUCAGUCGCAUGGGGGCCAUCCCCGUCAUGAUCCCUGCCCAAAACCGGGACGGCUCCAUUGUUUAACACAGCCUCUUCUUGCAAAGGGACCGUAUAAAAAAGGGGUAGCGUAGAGAUGAAGACAAAGCUGGAGCUGGGACAGGCUGACUGGCCUGACUUACAUACGAGACCUUACGGCUAUGAAGACCUUACUGCUGUGGUGCUGAGAAGACAACAUGGGUUUUACCGAAGUCACACCAGAGCACAUAGACUUUUUUUUUUAUCAAUCACAAAUAGUUGGCCCAUGAUUUAAAGAUACUGUACGUGUCUGUACAGCGGUAUGCCUCUAUGUGUAUAUACAGUAGAACUACAGUACAUCUGAAUGUGUGGUGGGAUGUGCAGCUAAGCCCCAAAUUAUUCACAACCCGGCCUAAGUUGGAGCUCAAGCGCUUUUCUGAACGGGUAUCUCACCAUCGCAAGGAUUCAGACAGGAUGUACUCGGACGCAAGCGGCCGCCGAGCUUAGAGAGUCAUCAGCAGGUUGCAACGCAAAUAAAAAGAAAGACGCAGCAUAUUGAAAUAUGAGUAUCGCAUUUUUAUUCUUAUUUUAAAAAAAUCUCAAGGUCAUAUUAUGAUUUUAGUCCCAUAAUAUUUUCACUUUUUUAUGGUCGUAUUACAACUUUUUCCCAACUUGUUUUAUUUUUUGUCUCAUGGUUCAGUUUUUUUUCUUUUGAGUUUUACAUUUUAUGCUGUUUGUUGUCUUAAUAUUAUCACUUUCCUCUCUUAAUAUUUUUUCUGUAUUCUUGUAAAAUUGCUGCACUUUUUCCAUUUUUUUAAAUCUUUUUUUAGUUUUCAUGUUUACCUGCAUCUGUAGAAAGUGCCAAGGACCAACAAACAACAGCUGCGGGCGGUAAACGGCCCCUGGGAAUAAAGUCAUAAUUACGAGAAGAGACUUCACAAGAAAGUUGAAAUAGUUAGAAAAUUAAAAAAAAAAAAAAAACAGCAUCAGAACAAAAGACGUGUAAUUUUAUGAGAAUAAAGUCCAAAUAUUAAGACACCAAUAAGAAAAAAAAGGCCCAACUUAACAAGAAUAAACUCAUAAUAUCAGGAAUGUUAGCAUAGAGUUGAAAUGGAAAAUUUAUGGAAAAUUAGGUUGGGGGGGUGGAAUAUGGGAAUGAAGUCGUCAUAUUACGAGAAUAACAUUUACGGGGAAAAUGGAAAUAUAUUACAAAGCUGAGAAGCACCUUUUCCUAGCAUAUCUUCAGUACGUGGGUUUACGCUAAAUCCAAGUGGCAGCCUUUCGUGGAAAAAGUCUGGACACCCCUGCGUUAGUGGUUCGGUCCACAGAACAUAUCAGAGAAGAAGCAAAAAUGUGUGUGAUGAUCUUGUUUUGCCAAAAACACAAAGAUGACCGUUCUGCUUUCAUGGAUGACAAAUGAAAUUUUCAAAAAAAAUCACAUUUGAGAUCCUGAAAUCAGAUAUUUACGUUUUUAAAAUAAAAAAAAAACAGUUGUCAAAAGGAUUCAUCCUCUGUCUCAGCAGCGUCAUUGCCACUAUUGUAGAUUUAUAGCUAAAUAGAUUGUUUUAGGAGCUACCGGGGGCUUUUACAAGGGCUUCCUAAUCGUCAGGUCAGAUCAGGGACGUGUAUUUGAAGGAAAAACCAAAGUGGGGAACGACGUUCCUUAGCAAUUCGUUGCGGUCUUUUGCAUUCAACAACUAAAAAAAUCACUUGAAAGUCCAAAUGUGGUGGAGAGUUGGAAUAAUUCGGGGCUUCGCUGCACGUGUGUGUCUGAGUUUGGGAAACGUUUGGCGUAUUUCUUUGUCUUUGAAUGCCUGCAUGAUGCUGGGGUGCCUGCUUUUGUUUGGCGGCCCACUCUUGAUGAUGCUUGGCGAGCUGGGAACUCCAUAAAUCAACAGUCAAUGAGAGGCACCGAUCCUCAUCCUAUUUAGGUCGCCAUGUUUUUCUUAAACCGUUGGGGCGUUGUCCAGUCUGGGGCAGGGUCUCCAUCGGCUGGUUGGCGAGUGGGUGGUUCAAGCCCGCGCAGCCCCCGAUUGGGUGGAUUACUGCGUCUUGACCGAGUUUAAAAAACAAACGCCUGCUUCAUCCCUCCCCUCCUCCAGAGCCCUUCACAGGAGGGGGCCAGCUGGACAACAAGGUUCACUGAGCAAUGAUUUGAUUGUUUGACUGCCAUGAUGACCAGCGGGACACAAUAUUAGGAAAAACACAGCGCCAAGUGUUCAUUUGUCAUCUUGCAGAGGCACCCCCCCUCCUGUGAGGCCAGCACAUGUAAUCCUCCUUAUGUGCAGUUGCAUUCUUGAUUAACCUUGUCUGCUCGCUCAAUAUGAAAGCUGUCACAGCCUCUGCAGCGCCAGUUGAAGUAUUUUAACGAAGCAGAUUAGGAUGGGACGGACGCCAUAAGAUGACAGAAGGCUCGGGUUACCUGCGGGCUGGCCCAUGAAAGUGUUCCUGCUCGCCUUAUUCCGUUCCUCCUUUUGGCCUUAUCCAGCCCUUUCACCCCCCACAGCCCUCACAUCUGGCUUCUGUUGUGCCUUGUCGUUCCGCUCCGUAACGCGUCCGCAGCGACGUGGUCGUGUACGGAAUAUUCUAGAGCUGCAACUAACACUUAUUUUUUCCGUCGAUGAAUCCGAAGCUCGUCGUUUGGAUUAAAGACGCCGUCGGUUAGGCGCUGGACCGGGGGUGUCCAGACUUUUUCCACCGAGGGUCGCACAUUGAAAAGUCAAAGGAUGCGGGGGCCACUCUUGUGCAAAGACUUAGUUUUUUUAUAUUUGAAGAAAAAAGAACCGCCUGCGUCUCGGCUUUGUUGUCAGUGGCAAAGCGUGUUCUUUUUUAUUUUUUUUUGCUUUUUUUUAAAUCUCUACAAAUACUUUUUUCUCGUAUUAUUUUGAUUUUAUUCUCAUAUUUUGACUUUGUCAUUUUUUUUCCAACCUUAUUUUCCAAAACUUGCAACUUUAUUCUGUGUUGUUUGUCAUAUUUCUCCUGUAAUAUUUCAACUUUAGUGUGUUCUCUUAAUAUGAUCACAUUAUCCCCAAAUAUUUUGUCUUUAUUCUCAUGAAUGCUUUUUUCCAUUCCCCCACCCCCCCCAUAUUUUGACUUCAUGCUAUUUUUUUCCUCUUAAUAUUAUGACUUUAUUCUGCUAAUGUUUAAUCUUUAUUCUCCUUUUUCCAUUGUUGCUGUUUUUAUUUUAAUUUUGUUGAAGGGUAUAUUACAAUGUGUUGAGGGGGGAGGAUACAGGAAAAUAAAAAUGUUUUUUAAAGCAAAA
Molecule: messenger RNA, 4444 nt
Organism: Dunckerocampus dactyliophorus (ringed pipefish)
Lineage: Eukaryota; Metazoa; Chordata; Actinopteri; Syngnathiformes; Syngnathidae
Gene: cxadr
Product: CXADR Ig-like cell adhesion molecule
Exons: 7
Coding region: 127-1251 (374 amino acids)
Biological process (GO): homotypic cell-cell adhesion
Cellular component (GO): intercalated disc; bicellular tight junction; basolateral plasma membrane
Molecular function (GO): cell adhesion molecule binding
Source: RefSeq, a predicted model, not a curated record